CAAGUGUCGUGCCACCGGCGCGACGGUUUUCCGAUCGCGGUGUCAAGUUCAGAAUAUAAAGAGUCACGUUUCAAAACCAGUUUCCCUGCCAGCUUAAACGUUGUCGUUAAAAAGGUCGAACGCUGUUGCGCACCCCUGCUAUCGUCUAAUUUUCACUCGUAGACGCGAUAAAAGAUUAGUCGCUAUUGUGAUCUCCAGAUCCAUUGGAUUACACAAUAUUGCAACAAAGUAACGAGUAGAUCGCGAAUCUUUAUGUAUUUAUGAAAAAUUGAACGUGCAGAAAUACGUUAAAUAUACAAAGUAUAAUACUCGUUAUAAUAUUUAACAGUUGAAACAAACCUCCACUUAGGUUUUAUUUCUUUAGUUAUCUUCUAGAUUAUUGAAACGUUACAUAUACCGAUGUGCCGAACACAAACUCUUUUGAAAUUAUAAAUAAUCUCGAAGAGAUUGGACACGGCGUUUUUUACCUAUAUUAUACUAUAAUAAUAUCCAUGUAAAUAAACAAACAGACGACUAAGGGUAAAUCAACGAUGUUCGUUUCGACGCGUUAUGACGAAAAUAUUCGUACUGAAUUGUUGGUGGUAACGAAAGAUCGGACAUGUCGUCGUGCAAGGAAAAGAGACUGCGUUCCGGCGCGUUUCACCGCUACGAUCGACGACACAGAACAUCGCAUACCGUUUCUCGCGUUGGGAAAACGAAUUUAAUUUACCGCUGACACGUUCGCGAUGUCGAGUUGAAGAUGUAUGAACGCCAUGAGCUUCGUCUUUUGAACAGAAAGAAAUUGAACGUGCAUAGCGAUGCCAAGCUCAUACCUCUUGCUAAAGGGAGAAAAUAGAAAAAAGAGAGAGAAAAGAUUCCAAAAAGGCAAAUCGGAACUAUGCGAGGAAUGGGCUCUAGCGAAUAGUCGCGAAUGCGUAGAGGGCAGCGGUUCUGCUGGUACAACGCACGAUGAAUCUGAGGAUGCAUCGGAAGCCAGGUUCACCCUCAAAUAUUUAGGUAGUACCCUAGUCGAAACGCCCUCGAGCGAAGAAGUUACGGCCGAAGCCAUCAAAACCGUCAUUACUAUGGCAAAAGCAAGCGGUAAGAAGCUGCAACGGGUCUCUUUAGCCGUGAGUUUAAAGGGUAUUAGAAUGACGGACCUUGCCACGGAAGAAGAUCAGCUUCAAGUGUCUAUAUACAGAAUUUCAUAUUGUUCGGCGGACGCCGCUCACGAUCAUGUGUUCGCAUUUAUCGCAACAAAUUUGAACGAAACUAUGGAGUGCCAUGCGUUUCUCUGCCCCAAAAGAAAAAUGGCUCAAACGGUAACGUUAACUGUGGCUCAGGCGUUUAACACAGCUUACGAGGCUUGGCAGCUGUCCCAAGCCGAUCCUAGGAUCCAUCACGCUCAAGAUAAAAGCCCCUCGUUAACUGAUGAUAGGAAUGAAAACAACGAAAAAAAGAAAAACGAAGAGGAGGCAAAAUCCGUAAAUAAAGUUAACGAUCAGAACAAAGACAAUGCUCAGCAGCGUAAUGCGAACGAUACACCGAAAAAUCUUCUAAUUGAUUUGUCGAAUGAGACUAAAGCAACCGGAAAUUCAUGGGUUUGCUUCGAAGACGAAGAUGGUAAGAAGAUACAGAAAAAGAGUAACGCUAUUAGCAUUCCCAUGACGACUUUGAGACACAGCACGACGUCUGCGUCGCACCACGUUAUGCCGAAGCCAACGACGGGCUUCAAAAUUCAAAAUGCUUGGGGUGAAUCGAGAUCUGUAGACUUGAUGUGCUCGUAGCAGGCGUAGCCUUCGGCCGAUAGCUUCCGAGACGUGCCAUUAAUCACCGAUCUCUGGAAGCAUCUAUCGAAUAACGGCCAACCGAGGAAAAUCAAGCAAUAGACUAAUUAUUAUCGUCGAACUCACGAUAUACCAUUAAACAUCAAUGAAUCGACUCGUUGGAAGAAAUAUCUUGCAGCAAAUGCCAUUUCGAGAAAAACAAGGUGCUGGUCGAUCGAUUCCAACGUAACGCUCGGCUGAUUUCUAAACAAAAUUUCCUGUUCUGUUGUGACAAGACUACCGAAUACGCUUACCGAUAUUUUACGAAUAUCACGGAGUCGACGAUUGAACGGUGAUUUUUGUUGUGGUGAUUUUUCCAUACAUUUUACGUCCUCGGAGAACUAUCGAUAUCGAGCAGUGCUCGGAAAAACAAAUAAAUCGACAGAAAGUGGGUUUUGUUUCAUCACCAAGAAAUGGGAGCAAUUUUUAGAACCUUUUUGUAUGAUGCCUGUAUCCGUGCCAAUUCUUUCACACAUAUCGUAUACAAUCUUAUAUUACUGUAUCGUGUGCGUGCGUCUACAGCAAGUUUUACUAUUUUAACACUAUCUGUAUACCAAAACCAUUUAUUUCCGAACGAUUUUGCGUAAAAUCAAAGGAUACUUAAGAGAUGACAUGAAAUUGUCCGAUCAUCCACGACGAAACAAAACGAAUUCCUAUAAUUCUCAUUAGAUAUAAUCGAAUUUUAUUCGUUGUUAAAUAGCUGGGCUAUUUCUUAGUCGGGCGUUCUUAAAUUUGUUUCUACGCGAAAAAUAUAUUUAGAGCGUAUGUUUACGAUUAGGUAAUAACAGAGAACAUACUAAUUAUACUUUUGAUAUUAUCUAUUUGAUUUUUUGAUCUUAUGUUGUAAUUUCUAAGAAAGAAAUAUGUUUUGACAUUAAUUUUUGUCCGUUUUCCCCUUUUUUGUUAAAAGGGAAAUUAGUAGAAAUUAGUUUUAUUUUUUUGAAAUACAUACUGAUAGAUAUUGUCAGCAAGAUGAUCUUAGUCAAGUUUAUGAAAUAAGAGUAAUUUGACAUUAAAAACAUGCAUUGGUACGUAUACUGUGAAAGCAUGUAUCUAUUUAACACGUUCAUCAUCAAAAUUCGUAGAUAAUUUAUGUGGAAUUUGCAUUGAGUGUAAAGUAUGUCGCUUGAAGGGAUACUCGCGAUCUCUGAACUACACGUCUAUCUACGAUAACAUAUUUGUGAUUAAUCGCGAAUAUAAUUAAGCGGUCAAGGAUUUGCUUUCAAGAAUUUCAAAUCAGACUUUGAGUUGUUGCAAGUUACAAUCGUUAUCGUAUCGUUAUUAUUAUAUUAAAAGCUUUUUAAAAGAACUCUUUUCCUUUUAUCGCAAGAAUAUAAUAUACAUCGCAUUGACUUCUUUUUUUACAAUAUUUGAGCAAUUGUAUAUUUAUGUCACAUGAAAAAUCAUAUUCAUCCCCGAAGAACGAUAGCAUCUAUGACGUACGAUGUUACAUUAUAGGUAUACGAAGGUUUGUUGUCUGAUAGUUGAACGUAGUCGGCUAUUUUCGUAGGAAAUUCGAUAGAUGUAUAGCGCAAAAUGAUAUUAUACAAUCAUUGCUGUUCGUAACAUUCACACUUAUUUGUGAAUCGAUGUUAAAAAUGCCGGUCGAUUUGUAGCUAGACUCUAACGUUCAAACCUUGUCGAGCUUCGUGUUCGAAAACAAGUUAGGAAGUGAUACGUAUUUGUUGUUGGAUUGUUUCGUUGAUUUGUUAAACAAACUAUAGGAGUAAUUGAUAUUUUGUUGGUGAAAAUUGCCAGUAAUUUUGUAUGGUCAUAAUACGAUCGGCGGGGUGCAUCUUUGCAGUUGUGCCACGGUUGUGCAACGUUGCUUAAUAUCACUAAGUGUUUGAAUAUAAUUACACGUUAAAUACACUCAUACAUAUCCAA
Molecule: messenger RNA, 3692 nt
Organism: Bombus terrestris (buff-tailed bumblebee)
Lineage: Eukaryota; Metazoa; Arthropoda; Insecta; Hymenoptera; Apidae
Product: low density lipoprotein receptor adapter protein 1-B
Exons: 6
Coding region: 798-1766 (322 amino acids)
Source: RefSeq, a predicted model, not a curated record